This is a messenger RNA of Nematolebias whitei (Rio pearlfish), 1512 nucleotides long. RefSeq names its product mitochondrial ribosomal protein S31 (gene mrps31). The transcript has 7 exons. Bases 62 to 1345 code for a protein of 427 amino acids. Lineage: Eukaryota; Metazoa; Chordata; Actinopteri; Cyprinodontiformes; Rivulidae. Gene Ontology annotation, molecular function: structural constituent of ribosome. Gene Ontology annotation, cellular component: mitochondrial small ribosomal subunit. The record is from RefSeq and is a predicted model, not a curated record.
GCUUAAAGCGUAGUACCAAAGGAGAACGUUGUAACGAAAAAGGGCAAAACAAAAGACGAAAAUGUACCGGCUUUUAUCCCGGACCGCGUGUGUCGCGCGGAAACAUUCAGUCUGCGUUCACGAGCCGUGCCAGACUAAAUGUAAAAAGGCGUCCAGGACUUUUAAUGGAGUUGGAGUCAACACUCUCAGCACAAGUUCAUUCAGACUCUGCGAAAAGAAAGACCCUCCUGGUCAAGGUGAGACAACAAAUGCGGAGAGAGAAAGUAGUCAGACACAAAAGGCCGAACAACAAGUGGAGCCGGCGGUGUUGAAGGAAGACGAUGGACAAACCAGUUCUCAGGAGGCUGGGGUUGAAGUCGAACGGGUCUGGUCAAAGCCAGGACAAGUCAACGCUGCUAAAAGUGGAAAGGAAAACCUCCUGGACCUCCUCAAAGCCAUGAAGGUGGAAGUUACCAAUAAAAAAAUGCUGAAAAAGCUGACGCUAAGUCAACAUUUUGAGUCUGCUGUACAAAAUCAGUCCAAGCCAAAAGAGAUGGCGAGCACCAACAGUAUGUUUCAAAAGGCGACAAUGAAGCCGUCACAAAGCGAGACUUUGGAUCCUUAUUUGACUGCAGCAUCAUCCGCCGCCGCCUCCACUCUUCCUAACAGCCACCAGGCGGAGUCGGAGCUGCUGCAGCUGUUGAAGCAGAUGCGGCAGCGCAAAGACCUCCCCGACGCUCUGAAAAAUGGCCACGCCAGCAACAUCAAAGAACUUAUCGCCAACAUGAAAGUAGGGAAGAAGACCUUUCCCCAGAAUGCCUGGUCUACCGAUCAGAUCAAGUAUGACGACGACAGGCAGGGGUACCUACAAGCUGAAGGAGUCACCAGCGAGCUGGCCAACGACUUGAAUAGCACGAACAUCUUCCCGGUAAUAAGACUGAACGUCUUCUCCACCUCUACCAAUGAAAACGAGGCAGAACCAGCAGUCGCUAAACAAACUUUAUGGGACGUGGACUUUGCAAACAAAUUGUUUCUGGCGACCAACCAGUCGCCACGCAACCGCUUAGAGGAGAUGAUCCAGUGGACCAAGGAGGGGAGGCUGUGGCAGUACCCGAUCAACAACGAGAUCGGCCUCGAGGAGGAAGCCAGCGUCCCGUUCCACGAGCACGUCUUGUUGGAGAAACACUUGGAGGAGGGGUUUCCUCAGCGGGGGCCGGUCCGUCACUUCAUGGAGCUGGUGCUGGCCGGUCUGUCCAAAAACCCCUACUUGACUGUGCAGCAGAAGAAGGAGCACAUUGCCUGGUUCAGAGACUACUUCCACCAGAAGGAGGACGUUCUCAACAACACCGACGUCUACCUCAGCUAAACUUGAGACGUGUUUUCUGGAUGUGGACACCUGUCUUCCAGCGAGGCUUCCUCUCUUCCCGUGGCCGUCCCUGCAGAGUCGCAGGUUUGAAUAAAAACGUGGCAGCAGGAUGGAAUCUGAAGAUGUCCAGAGAAGAAAGCGAACUGUUAUUGUAUCAUAAAAUUUAA